AUGGCGGAUUUAUACCCUCCCUUCCCGACCAGACCCUCCACAAAGGCUAACCCCAUACACAGAAACGAUAGAAGUAAUAACUACACGCGCCGUUUUCUUGAUUUCAUCAACCAAACAGUGCUCAACAAGUUUUGGGAACUCCUCCAUCUAUUGUUCAUCGGCAUUGCUGUUUCUUAUGGCUUGUUUGGUCGUAGAUCAAAUGCUGAUAAUGUUAGUCAUGAAUAUUCUCACUCGUAUGCUUCUGGAAUUUCCCAUUUUUCGUCUGUUUUUGAAGAUGAUUUUGAUCAUUCGAUAUGCUAUAGUGUACAUGGCAAAGCUGGGUCUUUUAAUGUUAAAAAUGGUAGCUUUGAGAGCCCUUACGUGGAAAAUGUUGUUCAAGCUUGGAGUUCAAAGUGCGUUCUAGGGGAACACAUGGUUGUAUUGGCUCGACCGCAUUGUGAAUUGGUUUCGUUUGUAGAUCAUAAACCCUUGGGGUUGCCUGUUAGGAGCUUAAAAUCCGGGGUUGAAUUUGGCACUGGAUCAAGUGAGUUCUCUGGUACAAAUGUGGUGGAUUCGUCUGAUAGUUCUGAUAAGAGUGAAGGUGAGAGUUCUAGUGAUUUAGGGUCUGAAAGUUUGGAAGGAAAGUAUAACGAGAAUGAUGUUUUGGAUUCUCCGAUCCCUUGGCGGUCGAGAUCUGUAAGGAUGCUACAAAGAGUUGGCGGCGGCGGUGCCACUCGGGCUUCUCAUUUUAGGCCUCUCUCAGUUGAUGAAACUCAAUUUCAAUCACUCAAAUCACGGUCUUUCUAUUCGGAACUCAGUCCACAUUCACCGAGUAGCUUAUCUCCCUCACAUUCUAGUUCACCGGAAUCACUGAAUUCCGAUGAAUUGAAGCAAUAUCUUGGAGGUAACUCUAGCAUGCAAAACCCGACAUUUUCCAAGAACCAGAACCGAGAACAACGGGAGUGUUCGGAGUCGGAGAAAGAUGAUGAAGAUUUCCGAGUAAGCUCGGAUGAAGAUUUCCGAGUAAGCUCGGAUGAAGAAACCAUAUCCGGGACUUUGAGUGUAGCGGGAAGUGAUAGUUAUGUGGUUGAUAGGAAGGCUGGUGAGUUCAUAGCCAAGUUCAGAGAGCAGGUUAGGCUUCAAAGAACAACAUCAAUUGAUUCACUAAAAGGGCUCAAGCCAUCUGGUAAUUUUUUCAGAUGA
Molecule: messenger RNA, 1182 nt
Organism: Hibiscus syriacus
Lineage: Eukaryota; Viridiplantae; Streptophyta; Magnoliopsida; Malvales; Malvaceae
Exons: 3
Coding region: 1-1182 (393 amino acids)
Source: RefSeq, a predicted model, not a curated record